ACGUCAUUCACUUCAAAUCAAAACAACAGGAGGACAGCAGAAACAUCUGAUCUGAUCGAUGCAAUUUUUGCCUUAACUUUUACCUAAUUUUGAUUCGCCUUCUAUUUUUUGUGCCCUGGUAUUUUGCAAAUGAUGCCUAUAGCUUCUUAAGAAAGCUACUUAAUGCAGCUGUACAACCGAGGACUGCAGAAGCUGCUGGAUAAGUGGCCUGGCAAGAAAACCUUUGGCAUUUACAGAUUUCUUCCACUUUUCUUUGCCCUCGGAGCCGCCCUUGAAUUUUCCAUGAUCAACUGGACCGUUGGAGAAACAAAUUUUUACCGAACUUAUAAACGUCGACAAGUGCAAGAGUUGGCUGAUGAAAUUAUUCUGAAGGCAAAGAAGGAAAAAGCCUGAAACUUUUAAAAUGCCCGCUGGAGUGACUCUUGCACAGUACGUGCGAUUCUCGGCAGCUGCCUUGCUGACCAUGUUUGUUGGUUCCCAGUGCGUCCACUACUACUAUCGACCUCUGCAAGACCUUGACAAAUUGGUCCAGCAGGAGGUGGAAAGGAGGAAGUUCGUAGUUAAAUAAUUAGAUAGCCCAUGUAAAUGAAUUUGUUGGUGUAAUUAAAUCAUGUUUUCCUAAUAUAUUAAUAUAUUUAUUUGAACAA
Messenger RNA from Neocloeon triangulifer, 647 nucleotides. It is a transcript of the gene sloth1, whose product is annotated as small integral membrane protein 4. NCBI's taxonomy places the organism in Eukaryota, Metazoa, Arthropoda, Insecta, Ephemeroptera, Baetidae. The record is from RefSeq and is a predicted model, not a curated record. The transcript is spliced from 3 exons. Bases 163 to 393 code for a protein of 76 amino acids.